This is a messenger RNA of Strongylus vulgaris, 303 nucleotides long. Lineage: Eukaryota; Metazoa; Nematoda; Chromadorea; Rhabditida; Strongylidae. The record is from the annotation of a GenBank genome assembly.
ACUCAGGAAUGUCCCUCUGGUCGUAUGCGGGAGCACGAAUUCCGGCAUGUUCUCUCCGCAAUAAUCUCACCGGAAAGGGCUACCGAUCAGUACAUUUCCCGACUUUUCCAAGCGUUUUCGACCGAUGACAAAAAGUCAAUCACUUUCCAGGAGUUCCUCUCUUUUACUCAAGCAGUAUUCGGUUUGAAUGAAGGGAAAGAGGGAGAAUACUGUGACGAAAGUAACGGCACUCACGAAAGGAAUAAGGAAACUGUACAGCAGCGUGCAACGACAAUAUUCAAUGUGAGUCAAGAAAGAAUUUAG